GGGGGGCGGAGGCGGGCGCGGAGGCGGGCGGCCGCUAAGAUGGGCAUGCGGGUGAAGCUGCACAGCGCCGACCACCCCAACCAGCUGCUGCGGGAGCUGAACCGCUGCCGCCUGGCCGAGACCCUGUGCGACGUCACCAUCGUGGUCGGGGCCCGCUCCUUCCCGGCCCACAAGGCCGUGCUGGCCUGCGCCGCCGGCUACUUCCAGAACCUCUUCCUGACGGCCGGGCUGGACGCCGCCCGGACCUUCGUGGUGGACUUCAUCACGCCGGCCAACUUCGAGAAGAUCCUGAGCUUCGUCUACACGGCCGAGCUCUUCACCGACCUCAUCAACGUCGGCGUCAUCUAUGAGGUGGCCGAGCGGCUGGGCAUGGACGCCCUCCUCCGCGCCUGCCACGCCACCUUCCCCGACCUGCACAGGGAGGGGGCCGCCCCGGCCCCGCCGCUCCUGCCUAUCACAGACGGGGCCGGGGACUCGGGGCUGCUGGGCACCCCGGCACUGGCCGGCGUGGCUGGCGGGGGCUACGAGGAGGAGGGCCCCGGGGUCGGUGAAGCCAUGCCUGGCCUGCCCCCGCCGCAGGCAGAGGGCCGAGAGGCACCCGGGCCCUGCGUCCCAGCCGCCCCUGGCGUGCCCCGGCUAGGCUUGGGCGGGCAGACGGGCCCGGGGCCCCGCUCGCCAUUCGGGGGCCAGAGCAACGGGGAGCGGGUGGGCUUCCUCGGGGCCGGCUCCCUGGAUGGGGAUGGUGGGGUGGGCCGGGGGCGGGGCUUUGGGUCCCCGGCGGGGCUGCCGCCGGGCCAGCCGACCCCCGAGGCCGAGGCAGGGGAGCUGGAGCUGGAGGAGCCCGGCAACGAGAGGCCGGGGCCGGGGCCAGCAGAGGAGGUGAUCGAGCUGAGCGAUGACAGCGAGGAGGAGCUGACCCCGGCGGCUACCGACGGGGGGGCGGCCGAGGGGGAGGAGGCGAGGACCGGGGCCGCGGAGGAGAGCUGGGCCGCCGGCGGCCACCAGGCCCAGCCCUGCCAGGUGUGCCACAAGGUGCUGGAACCCAACGUGCAGCUGAUCCGGCAACACGCCCGUGACCACGUGGACCUGCUCACGGGCAACUGCAAGGUGUGCGAGACACACUUCCACGACCGCGGUGCCCGCGUCGCCCACGUCCUGUCCCACAUUGGCAUCUUCCUCUUCGCCUGCGACAUGUGCGAGGCCAAGUUCUUCACCCAGUGGCAGCUGACGCUGCACCGCCGUGAGCGGGCCCCCCCCGAGCCCCCGGCGCCCACUGGGCCCCUGCCGCCCAGUGCCCCGGCACUCAGCUGCGCCGCCUGCGGCAAGGCGCUGGCCCGUGACUUCGCCACGGUGCGCGCCCACGUGCUGGACCACCUGAGCGUCCCGGGCCAGACGUGCAGCGUGUGUGCCCAGCAACACCUGAGCCUGUGCAGCCUCAUGUGGCACACACUGUCGCACCUGGGCAUCUCCGUCUUCUCCUGCGCCGUGUGCGCCCGCAGCUUCGUCGACCGCCACAUCCUGGACCGGCACCUGGCGCUGCACCGCCGCGCCGACGACGCCCCCUUCCGCUGCCACGUCUGCGGCCACGGCUUCCGCUCGGAGGCUGCCUACCGCUACCACGUCAGCCAGCACGAGGGCGGUGGCGGGGGCCCGGACGGGCGGACCGGCCCGGCCGAGCGCCCGCAGCCCCCCGCCCUGUCGAAGCGGCGCCCGCCGGCCGACGGGGGGACGGCCGCGGCCGAGGGCCCGGCCCCGCCCGCCCCCAGCAAGUACGGUUGCAAGGUGUGUGGCAAGCGGUUCGCCCAUACCAGCGAGUUCAACUACCACCGGCGGAUCCACACGGGCGAGAAGCCGUACCAGUGCAAGGUGUGCCACAAGUUCUUCCGCGGCCGCUCCACCAUCAAGUGCCACCUGAAGACGCACGCGGGGGCCCUGAUGUACCGCUGCACCGUGUGUGGCCACUACAGCUCUACCCUCAACCUCAUGAGCAAGCACGUGGGCGUCCACAAGGGCAGCCUCCCGGCCGACUUCACCAUCGAACAGACGUUCAUGUACGUCAUCCACUCCAAAGAGGCCGACCGCGGCCCGGACAGCUGAGCACUGCCCGGCCCCCGGCCUGGGGCCCCGCACCCCGCCACCACGUUUACCUCUGUGCCCGUGCCCCCUUCCCGGACCCCGUUCUUAGCUCCCCGACCCGUUUUAUGCUGCUAAGACUCUGCCCCCCACCCCCCCGGUCCCAGGCUGCGGGGGUGGAGGUUGCCUCCAGCUCAACCCUCUGUCCCCCGCCACCCCAGCCCCUUGGCUCCUCAGCUGGUGGGGAGGGGGAGAAUCUCUGUCCUGGCUCUCCUCUCCCCGUCAGCAGAGAUGGGCUCGCCCAUGGCUGAAAAGCCAUGGCCACGGGGGGCUGGACCCCAUUUCAGGGUAGGAAGUGGGGCUGUUGGGCUGUCUCCACCCUUCUCAUUUCCAAAGAAAAAGGGGUUGAAGGUGUAAGGCCUCCAGGGCUCCUCACCAGAGGCGGGGAGGGGUGGGCAUGGUGGGGAGAGGGCUGAGCCUCAAUCCCCUAACAGCAGGAACCUUGCCUUAAAUUCCCUGCCCGCCCAGGCUGGGGCUUCCCCAGGGGCCCCCACCCUCUGUGGCAGCCAUGGGUUUUGGGUUGCAGUCGGCGGCGCCUCUUUUUUCUACCUCAUCCUGGGCUCAGCUCGCUCUGGUCCCGGGGAUCCCAGAGUCCGCGAGCUCUCCCUUGGGCCGGCCACCUCCCGGUCGUGGCCGGCCCAGUUCCCGUGCCGCGGACGGGACGUCCGGUCCCUCUUGCUGCCCCCUCGGCGGCCCGUGAAAGUCACGGGCAGCGGCGGGCCCACGGGCGCGGCUGUGUGCCCCCUGCCUGGCCUAGGCCUUCCACCCCCGUCAGGCCUCGGAGAAAGCGCACCGGGGCGGCGUCUCCCCGAGGGAGUGGCCGGAGAGCCGGGGGAGUCCCAGGCGGCGGGGAGCGGUGCGGAGGGCCUCCUGGGCCCUUGAGGCCGAGCUGGCCCGGCAGCCGCCCACCCGCGGAGAGUCGGAGGGCGGCCGGGUCUCAAAGCUGUGAAGUUCCCCUAACCUCAUCCUUCGUCCCAAACCAAUGGCUGUCCCGGGGUGCCGCGUCUAAGUUGCAACGGUGUGGCGUCGCUGGAGGGGUCGGUACGGAGCCUCGUGGCCGGGGGGCGGCCGCGCGGGUCUCGGCCGCCAGGGGGCGCCGGCACAGGCCUCCGCCAUGGGGUGGUGGGGCCUGGUCUCCCCGCUAGGGGGCGCUUCCCGGGACCGCCCCGCCCGGUGAAGCCGAUUGCCGGACUUGGGCCCGGGCCCUGGCGAGUGACUCGCCAUGUGUCCGGCCCCAGGGGAGCAUUGGGACCCCUUACCGGGGGCGGCCCGACCCCCCAGCCGCCCUGACAUUGGAUUAUUAAAUCCGGCAGCUACUUCGUCCCCGGGCGCGCUGCUGACCGCGGCCCCCGCCGCUCCACACCUUCGCUGGGCCCGGGCGAGGGAUGGGGGGAGCGGGUCCCGCCUUCCCCCAACUUCCCCCUUCGGAGGGACGGAGGGAGUGUGUGUGUGCUUGUGUGUGUGUGUGAGAGAGAGAUUCCCCGACCCCUUUGAGUUACCGUAGGUACCGUACUGACCUGGCCUUCCGGUGUCCGUGUCCCUUCCACACCCCGCGGUGGCUGUAAAGUUUUGUAUGAUUUGUAACUUCCCCAGCUGUAGUGUCGGUGUGCAUCUGGUUCUUUUCUACUCGCGGUUCAGCACAAAGUGUGGUUUUUAUUUAGAAUAAAAAAUCUCAAAGCCCGCC
Messenger RNA from Ornithorhynchus anatinus (platypus), 3817 nucleotides. RefSeq names its product zinc finger and BTB domain containing 39 (gene ZBTB39). Gene Ontology annotation, biological process: regulation of transcription by RNA polymerase II. The record is from RefSeq and is a predicted model, not a curated record. Gene Ontology annotation, cellular component: nucleus. Lineage: Eukaryota; Metazoa; Chordata; Mammalia; Monotremata; Ornithorhynchidae. Gene Ontology annotation, molecular function: RNA polymerase II cis-regulatory region sequence-specific DNA binding; protein binding; DNA-binding transcription factor activity, RNA polymerase II-specific.